UCCACAUGUCUUCUUGAGUUGCACUUCAGUUCUGUUCAGCUGCAGAUGGCAAAUACUUCAUCAAUACAUUCACGAAUGACGUAACUCGUCGUUAGGUGACCAACGCAGAUGGCAGCAUCUCCAGAGAAGUCAGAAAAGGGAUGUAAGAUAUUGAUAAUCGAAGCUUUUUAUGGCGGAUCUCACAAGCAGUUGGUUGAUCUGUUGUUUGACAAACUGACGGGGUGUGUUCGAUACACUUUGCCAGCCAAGAAGUGGCACUGGAGAGCCAGGACGUCUGCCCUCUAUUUCAGUCAAAGGGUGCCACAAUGUGCAGAGUUUCGAGUAUUAUUCACCAGCUCAGUCCUGAAUUUGGCAGAGUUAUCUGCCCUUAGACCUGACCUUGGGCGACUUAGAAAGGUCCUGUACUUCCAUGAGAACCAGCUGGUCUACCCCGUCCGGAAACAGCAGAACAGAGACUUCCAGUAUGGAUAUAAUCAAAUAUUGUCAAGCCUGGUCGCAGACAUUGUCCUAUUCAACUCCACAUACAACAGAGAUUCCUUUCUGGAUAACAUAUCAUCCUUCCUCAAGCUGAUGCCAGACCACAGACCCAAGGGUCUAGCAGAACAGAUCAGACCAAAGUGUCAGGUUCUGUACUUUCCCCUGUCCUUCAUGUGCCCAGGUUAUGGUAAGACACAGAACACAGAUGCCUCAUUGAUGCAGGGAACACCUCACAGUGCUGACCCUCACACAGAAGGAGACUGCCCAUAUGGUGACCCUCACACAGAAACAGACAGCCCAUAUAGUGACCCUCAGACAGAAACAGACAGCCCAUAUAGUGACCCUCAGACAGAAACAGACCGCCCAUAUAGUGACCCUCAGACAGAAACAGACAGCCGUUAUAGUGACCCUCAGACAGAAACAGACCGCCCAUAUAGUGACCCUCAGAUAGAAGGAGACAGCCCAUAUAGUGACCCUCAGACAGAAGUGAAGUGUCCACAUCGUGACCCACACGAAAACCAGCCUUGUUCCAAAACAGGAAAACGAAAUCCAAUUCCACCAAGACAGGGGGGACCUGAUGUGCCAAAUGUUGAACCUGUUUCGGUGAAUGAUGACAUAGGAAUGUGUAAACCUGCACUGGAACUGUGUAGUGACUCACCGCAGAGCAUCCAAGGUAAAACAGGCAGUGAUGUUAGUGAUGCAGCCAAGAUGCAUGGCGACCUGGAGAUACGUGGCGACCUGGGGAUACGUGGCGACCUGGGGAUAAUUGGCGACCAGGAGAUGCAUGAAGCAGUUGAGGCUGGUGAUGGACUGUGUUGUGUGUCACAGAGCUCUUUCAGUGUUAGAGGACAGACACUGCAGAUGAAGAGUCAGCGUGAUGCCGGUGACAGGCCACUUCAUAUUGUGUGGGCACACAGAUGGGAACAUGACAAAGAUCCAGACACAUUCUUCCAAGCACUGUUCCGUCUCCAUGACGAAGGAUAUCGGUUCCAGGUUGCGGUGAUGGGAGAGACGUAUACAGAUGUACCAGAAAUCUUUUCUGAAGCAAAGUUCAAGUUAGGUGAUCACAUCAUCACAUGGGGUUACCAGGGCAACAAGAGGGACUACUACUCCACCCUACAGUCGGCUGAUGUUGCCGUGUCAACCGCCCUGCAUGAGUUCUUUGGUGUUGCUAUGCUGGAGGCUGUACACUGUGGGUGCUAUCCUCUGUGUCCUGACAACUUGGUGUAUCCAGAAAUAUUCCCAGCCCAGUGUCUUUACAGAACCCCAACACAGUUGUACAAGAGACUUCGGGAAUAUUGCCGAAAACCUCACCUUGCCCGAACUCAGAGACCACAGAUUGACCUCAACAGAUUUAGAUGGGAAACACUACAAGAAAAGUUUGAACAAGUUUUGUAUGUUGACUAGAAAAUAAACGUGAAGUGAUA
Messenger RNA from Haliotis rufescens (red abalone), 1904 nucleotides. RefSeq names its product glycosyltransferase-like domain-containing protein 1. The transcript has 8 exons. Gene Ontology annotation, molecular function: glycosyltransferase activity. The coding region runs from base 109 to 1884 and encodes 591 amino acids. The record is from RefSeq and is a predicted model, not a curated record. NCBI's taxonomy places the organism in Eukaryota, Metazoa, Mollusca, Gastropoda, Lepetellida, Haliotidae.